Molecule: messenger RNA, 1235 nt
Organism: Hyaloscypha bicolor E
Lineage: Eukaryota; Fungi; Ascomycota; Leotiomycetes; Helotiales; Hyaloscyphaceae
Exons: 2
Coding region: 247-1101 (284 amino acids)
Source: RefSeq, a predicted model, not a curated record
GGUAGGGAUAUCCUGGACUGCAUGGAGCCGUGCUUCGGAUGUGAUUAGGUGCAGGGAGCUGAAGCCAAGGAGCUAAAUUCCAGCCCCAAAUUCCAACCCCAAAUUCCAGCCCCAAAUUUCAACCCCAAAUUCCAGCUCCAAAUUGCAUCGCUAAAUUCCAGUCCCAAAUUCCAACCCCAAAUUCCAGCUCCAAAUUGCAUCGCGAAAUUCCAACUCCAAAUUUCGUGUCAUCUUCGCGUCGACCCUAUGGCCGAUCCGGACCUUGCUCACUUCAAUGUUGCCAGUCUUAUCACGUCUACUGAUACGCAAAUUUCCAAGGAAGCCCCUUUCUUUAAGGACAUCAAGAAUCUCCGUCUCAUUUAUAGAAGCAUCGAUGGCAAGUAUCCCACAACAUUCUCGAAAGACACACGUUUCAACAUUCGAACCGGCCUCCGUUUUCGCUAUGAAAGCACUGCCGUCAAGGAGGAGGAUAUAUAUCGCGACCGUGUCUCUGCUCUUGGAUUUGUCCUUUUUUGGGUUAUAAUACCACGCCUUGACCGGAACCAGGUAUCUGCAACAUCAGGUUACUUGUGGACCAUUCUGAUACAAUGCCUAUCAUCACAAUUCGAAGCCAAGCAACCACCUGGCGAAGAUCUUCUUACUGCCUGUGGCAAGAGCACUGACAAGGAUGCCGUGUUUUAUCGCCUACCGACAAUAGCAAAACACGCCCAGAAGGAGCUCGAGGCAGAACACAUUAAAUAUGCUUUCAACAAACGGCUGGAGCAAGACACGGCACGUAUCGAGAGCGCGGCCGCGAGGGAGGUCACCAAGGCAACUCAACAGAUCCGAGAGAAGUGCAAGAAAGAUCUCGAGGAGGCAAGAGCAUUGCUCACGGAAGAGUUCCGAGAACAACUCGGAAAGGCGGCUGAGUUGGAGCGGACUUACAAGAAACCAACGAAUACCUUAACACCUCAGGGAGAUGGAGGAGGGUCUGACUACAUGCUUCAGGCGGGACAGGCAGAGGUGCGCGGGAUCGGGUGCCGCCAGACUGAGGACGAUCCAUCCGUCCCAAAAUCGUUGAAUACUACAGGCGUAUCUUCAGGUUGCGUCGAACGCAACUGAGAGAAUCCAUCCCUUAUCUUCAACCAAAUCCUCGAAUACCCCUCCUGCGAACCCCCCACAAAUCCCGAAAGAGGACAAUGUUAAUCCAUCAUCGGGAAAUAACGCUCUGCCGAACGGGAUCGGUCAGUCAGCAU